This is a messenger RNA of Cinara cedri, 219 nucleotides long. The record is from the annotation of a GenBank genome assembly. NCBI's taxonomy places the organism in Eukaryota, Metazoa, Arthropoda, Insecta, Hemiptera, Aphididae.
AUGUUGCCGCGGGAUUCGCGUACGAUAUUUGUCAUGCUCGGCGUACAAUGCCCGCGCGCGCUAUUCCGGCGCUCAGAGUCGUCGGAUAUUCAAUCCGUUAUUGGCGUGCCGACACACACGCACACGUACCGCGACAACGUUGCCGCGCCCCGUAAAACGACUCCGGCACAACUCCGGUUAUUAGACAAUACAAAUCGCGGCGCGACGUUGCGGCGUACC